CACAAUUCAGUGGAAUACACAGGGAAGCAAAGCAGAGAUUAAAGGAAGAAUGAAUGAAAGGGAACGCUUGGAGAAAUGGAAAGACCAGAUAGGAAAGGAACUGGACAGGGUAAUGAUGUUUUGGACACAGCACUCACUGGACAAGGAUUAUGGUGGGUUUUUCACAUGUCUGGCUCAGGACGGAACGGUUUAUGAUGACCUCAAGUACAUCUGGCUGCAGGGAAGGCAGGUUUGGAUGUACUGCCGCUUGUAUAGGAAAUUGCCCCGAUUUCACCAGCAGGAGAUACUUAGCGCUGCUAUAGCAGGUGGUGAGUUCCUAUUGGCUUAUGCUUGCCCCAGUGCUGAUUCCCUCAAAUGUGCCUUUGUGGUGACAAGGAAUGGGCAAGCGGUGAAAAUUCAGCGAACCAUCUUUAGUGAGUGUUUCUAUGUUAUGGCCAUGGAUGAACUCUGGAGAACGACUCACGAGGAGCGGUACAAGAAAGCAGCAGAAAAGAUGAUGGAUCAGAUUGUUCAUUGGGUGAGAGAGGAUCCAUCCGGAUUGGGGAAAGCAGAGUUGCCUGGUGCUGCUCCACUGAAUGCCAUGGCGGUGCCAAUGAUGCUACUGAACUUGGUGGAUCAACUAUGUGAGGGGGAUGAAGACAUGGCCAAAAAAUAUGAAGAAGUAGGAAAAUGGAGUGUGGAGAAGAUCAUGCAGCAUCUCCAGCGAGAUGGAAAAGCCAUUCUAGAAAAUGUAUCUGAUCAGGGACAAGAGCUUCCUGGCUGCCUUGGGAGACAUCAGAACCCAGGUCAUGCAAUUGAAGCAGGUUGGUUUCUGCUGCGCCAUGCCAUUGCUCACUCUGACCAUAGCUUGGCACAAACAUCAGUGGAAAAAUUUAUGCUGCUUCCUUUUCUCUCGGGGUGGGACCAGGAGUAUGGGGGGCUCUUCUCCUUUCAAGAUGUUGAUGGACACUGCCCUACACAGCUGGAGUGGAACAUGAAGCUGUGGUGGCCCCACACGGAAGCGCUCAUUGCAUUUCUUCUGGCCUACCAAAAGACUAGAGACCAACGGCUCUUAGAGCACUUUGAAAAAAUCUGCGACUAUGUGUUCAGGCGGUUUUCAGACCCAGAACAGGGGGAAUGGUUUGGUUACCUGAACAGAGAAGGAAAUGUGGCCCUUACCAUCAAAGGUGGGCCAUUUAAAGGAUGUUUUCAUGUUCCAAGGUGCCUCUAUAUGUGUGAGGAGAUUCUCUCCCAGCUUCUGGCCACAAGUAACAAAAUCUGAAAUCUGAGGUUUACUGGGGAUUGCUUUAUAAAUUUAUAUGGCCAAUCCAGGAAUCCAUUCUGUUGCUAAUCCACUUCAUUCAUCAAUUAACAAGCUAAUCAGUUAAAAGAAAUCCUGUAUUAAUAAAAAUGUUCCUAACUGCACUAUAUUACUAUUAUUUUUAAUUAACGGUUUAAUUUACUGUUCACCAUAUAAUAAUUAUUAUAUUUUGUGUUAUAAAAUCUAAUGUAAAACUGUGUUUAGUCUUUGAUUCAAUACAUGUAUUUUUUAUAUUGAUGCUUCA
Molecule: messenger RNA, 1544 nt
Organism: Xenopus tropicalis (tropical clawed frog)
Lineage: Eukaryota; Metazoa; Chordata; Amphibia; Anura; Pipidae
Gene: renbp
Product: renin binding protein
Exons: 10
Coding region: 50-1261 (403 amino acids)
Biological process (GO): carbohydrate metabolic process; N-acetylneuraminate catabolic process
Molecular function (GO): N-acylglucosamine 2-epimerase activity; isomerase activity
Source: RefSeq, marked provisional